Raphanus sativus (radish) is the source of this 2181-nucleotide messenger RNA. RefSeq names its product probable inactive purple acid phosphatase 1. The transcript is spliced from 9 exons. The coding region runs from base 227 to 2080 and encodes 617 amino acids. Gene Ontology annotation, molecular function: metal ion binding; acid phosphatase activity. The record is from RefSeq and is a predicted model, not a curated record. Lineage: Eukaryota; Viridiplantae; Streptophyta; Magnoliopsida; Brassicales; Brassicaceae.
CAUUUAAGCAAAUUAAAACCCAAAAGUCAAAGCAAAAGACUUAUGGUGUCAUGAAAGCUAGCCGUUUGACAAGUAAACUCUUGAUGAGUGAGCGAAUCUCAGUACUGGAUAUUCUCCAAAUCUAAAAACUCCUCCGACUUUCAUUUUUCUCGCGAUUGCUUCUCUUUCCUUACUUUGAUUAAAAAGACAAAACGAAAGUCACUGGAUCUUCCCUCUUGUAGUAGACAUGAGAAACCACCAACAAUCUGUUGCAGUCUUGGUGACUCUUGUUCUAGUAUUAUUAUCUCUUGGUGGAGCAGUGGAAUCUCAUAAAGACCAACCUUUAUCAGGCAUCGCUAUCCAUCAAACAACAUUCCAUCUCAAUGACAAAGCUCAUGUCAAAGCCUCUCCAACACUUCUUGGAUCUAAUGGUCAACAUAGUGAAUUGGUGUUGGUUGAGUUUAGCUCUCCACACCCAUCAGAUGAUGAUUGGAUUGGAGUGUUCUCUCCUGCAGAUUUCAAUGCUUCCACUUGUCCAGGAGAUAACAAAAUGGUGAGCCCACCUAAGCUUUGUUCAGCUCCUAUCAAGUUUCAAUAUGCAAACUUUAGUAAUCCAAGAUACAACAACACUGGAACCGGUUCUUUCAAGCUUCAACUUAUCAACCAGAGAUCAGAUUUUUCCUUUGCUCUCUUUUCUGGCGGUUUGCUGAAUCCAAAGCUUGUGGCUGUCUCUAACAAAGUAGUCUUUGAGAACCCAAACGCACCAGUCUACCCUCGCUUAGCGCUAGGCAAAGCAUGGGAUGAAAUGACAGUGACAUGGACUAGUGGUUAUGGACUCGACAUAGCUGAACCUGUUGUUGAGUGGGGGGUUAAAAGAGGAGAGCGUAAACUCUCCCCUGCUGGUACAUUGACCUUUGGCCGCAACACCAUGUGCGGUGCACCUGCAAGAACCGUUGGAUGGCGUGAUCCUGGUUACAUACACACAGCUUUUCUCAAAGAGCUGUGGCCUAAUACCAAGUAUACCUACAGAGUUGGGCAUAGACUAGUGACCAAUAAUGCAUUUGUGUGGAGUAAAGAGUAUCACUUCAAAUCUUCUCCAUCUCCAGGACAGAACUCUCUCCAACAAGUUGUAAUCUUCGGAGACAUGGGAAAGGCUGAGGUUGAUGGCACAAACGAGUAUAAUGACUUCCAACGAGCUUCUCUAAACACCACAAAGCAGCUCAUUAAAGAUCUAAAGAAGACGGAUGCAGUUUUCCACAUUGGAGACAUCUGCUAUGCAAACGGAUACCUCUCACAGUGGGAUCAGUUCACAGCUCAGAUCGAGCCUAUCGCUUCCACUGUUCCGUACAUGAUCGCAAGUGGAAACCAUGAGCGUGACUGGCCAGACUCGGGAUCGUUUUACCAGGGUUUAGACUCUGGAGGAGAAUGCGGUGUGCCAGCUGAGACGAUGUUCUAUGUUCCCGCUGAGAAUAGAGCUAAGUUCUGGUACUCUAGUGACUACGGGAUGUUUAGGUUCUGUGUGGCUGACACAGAACAUGACUGGAGAGAAGGGACUGAGCAGUACAAGUUUAUCGAGCAGUGCUUAGCGUCGGUAGACAGAAAGACACAGCCGUGGCUGAUAUUCUUAGCGCACCGCGUGCUCGGUUACUCCUCCACGUCUUUCUACGCGGAAGAAGGGUCUUUUGGAGAGCCGAUGGGGAGAGAUAGUCUUCAGAAGCUGUGGCAGAAGUAUAAAGUCGACAUUGCAAUCUAUGGACAUGCACAUAACUAUGAGAGAACAUGCCCUGUUUAUCAGAGCGUAUGCAGGAGUAGUGAGAAAGCUGAUUACAAGGGUACAUUUAAUGGGACGAUUCAUAUUGUUGCUGGAGGUGCAGGAGCUGGUCUUGCUGAGUUCUCUGAUCUCCAACCGAACUGGAGUCUGGUCAGAGACUACGACUAUGGAUUCCUAAAACUUACAGCGGUUGAUUACUCUAAUCUUCUGUUCGAGUACAAGAAGAGCAGUGACGGAAGAGUCCAUGAUUCGUUCAAGAUAUCAAGAGAUUAUAGAGACGUCUUGGCUUGUGCUGUUGAUAGUUGCCCUGCAACUACACUUGCUUCUUAAAGAAAAGAAGAGAGAAUCUUGCAACUUGCAUGAACAACUCGUUGGUUACACAUCAAUUAUAGUUACUGGCAAAUGCUAAUAAAGCAAGAGUCAUUUAAUAA